Molecule: messenger RNA, 8284 nt
Organism: Anopheles moucheti
Lineage: Eukaryota; Metazoa; Arthropoda; Insecta; Diptera; Culicidae
Gene: larp
Product: la-related protein 1
Exons: 8
Coding region: 560-6373 (1937 amino acids)
Biological process (GO): positive regulation of translation; mRNA stabilization
Cellular component (GO): cytoplasmic stress granule; cytosol
Molecular function (GO): RNA cap binding
Source: RefSeq, a predicted model, not a curated record
ACGAAAACGUGGUUUCGUGAAAGAAACAAAAUAUUUAUCCGUGAAUAAAAUCGUGUUCGCUUUUGUACUGUUUCGCCGCGUGGCACGCAGUUUGACGAUCGUUAGCGCAAAACUGCGACCGAACAUGGAGUACAUCGCGUUAGCCUAGCCCGGCUCGUGACGGCGAAGGAGAGCACGCAAAGGCGUCGACGUUGACCGGCGAGAUCAUUUUCUUUGUGAACAUUUUGUUUUUAAUAUUUUGGUUGUGACUCGAGAGUGUGUGGUGUGCGAGUGCAAAGUGUUACUGAGGGCAGGAAGCUGAGCUUUGCGGGGGGCAAGAUCUUACCAGUGCGGUUUGUUGUGGGGUUUUGGGAUUGGAGCGCGUUCAGUGUAGUGCGUUUUAGUGUGUCAUUGCUAUAUUUUUACCUGUUUAUAAAGUACUUGUGCGUGAACGGUAUCGGCCGGGAGCAACCGCAAUUGAAUAUAAAACACCUAUCAGCCGUCUCUUCUACUACGCUUGAUCUGUCCGGAGCGCCAUUACGCCGAUUCCGGAACUCAUCGUGUCGCAGUGUGCGAAAGAAUGGCUUCUACACAGGUAUCACAUGGAUCCAGUGUUAGCAGUAAUACGGUGAACAAUAACAAUAACAACACCUCCAGCUCGUCUUACGCUAACGUGUUGUUGAAUUUGAAGGAACAGGGCAAAGACUCAUCGAACCAGACCGACAAUAACAAGGAAAACAUUGCCAGCGAGCGAGCAGCAAGUGGCACCCAGAACACCGGCAAAGGCAAAUCUAUAGUCGGUCCGACACCAGUGAGGGAAGCUAUGAUGCCUGGAUCCGCGACAUCAUCCACCACCGCUACCAGUACUUCAUCGAUUGGCACUCCAGUCGCGUCCACGGUGGAUGGCGGGGCAAAAGAUGCGCUCAACAACGAGCUUGACGCAAAAAGAGCUUUCGAGGAAAUGGAAGACGAUGCCAACUUUGUCCCAGUCGUGUCGCAUCACAAACGCGAUCGAAAAGCUAAGGCUGCUGCUGCUGCUGCGGCCGCCGCCGCUGCUUCCGUAGCAAGCAUACCGGGCGCUAGUUCGAAAUCGGCCGGAGAAAAAGCAUCAGGGACUGGAGCUGCAAGAGGGCCUGGCAGGCGCUCUGCGGCUCCAGGGACGCAAACGCACGGCAAGCAAACCAAGGUCACAAACGAUCGUGGACCAGACGAGCGGGGCUCUUACAGGAAAGAUUUCGGAAAGAGGAAAUCAAGUGAUCGGAGCCGUUCCCAUGCCAACAGCACUGUCGCCGGUGAAACUGUGAAGGAAGAGAAGGCACAUGAUUCAUCGCUGGAAGGUGGUGCUGGAAACGCCACCGGUGCUGGCGGUGGCGGAUCUGCUAACAAACAGCAACAACAGCCGGUUGUAACCGGCGCUGGUGUAGCGUCCGGCACUCCGGGAACACCCUCGGACGAGGAAGAUCGUGGUAAAGAAGAUGGGAAGAAGUUUGUUGAGGCACCGCUUCCGAAGGUGAACGCAUGGAAGGUCACUCCGUCCGUCGAACCGGCACCGAUUCCACCGAAUGAAACACGUGUGCAAAGCAAAUCGAAUGCUAACACCGUGCGUGGAGCAUCAGCAGCAGCAACAGCAGCAGCAGCGCCUACCUCGAUAGUUACAGCACCAACUGCCACCAUGAGCACAACUAGCACGGCUACGGCUACUGAAAAACCGGAGCUUUUAAGUGGAUCCAACGAAAAGCGCGUUGCACAGACCAAACAGCCAACCAAAGCCCAAGGAAAUGGCAACAAUAAAGCAACGUCCAAUGAUCCAAACGGUAGCAAAUCGUCGGCACCGACCGGAAAGUCUGAUAAAAAGCGCAACAACGCCAAGGCUGCUGACUUCACGGCGAACAGUGGCGAUUGGCCGACAUUGGGUGAGAAAAAGGCAACCAGUGCUGAUGGGCCGAAAAAAGCCGGAUCUAAUGAUGCGGCCGUAGAAAAACAAAACGCUGGCUCCAAGGUACCGGGUACAGUGACAUCGACCGCUACCGGUGGGGUGCAGCAGAAACCGACCGACACCCCAAGUAAUGCCGCUUCAUCCCAAUCGCCGAAAAAGCAUCAGUCCUUAGAUAACGCCUGUGUUGAAAGUGUUGCAAGCACUUCAAAGAACUCCUCGACGAACAGCAGCAACGUCGUUAAAGAUAAUACUACCAAAACUGUAGAACCGAUCCCGUCUCGUUCCACUGCCAAGUCUCAGAAUCAGCCCGGUUCGAAAGCAUCGAGUGAAGCGGAUUCAAAUGGUAAGAAAGUAGCGGCCACCAGCGGUGGUGAUAUUGCCCAAGUGCAACCCGCAUCGUCCAGUUCAGUCGCGAAGACACCAAACGAUGUUGUUGCUGGUACUGCCACUGAGCUGGAGCAAGUGUCGGGCAGUUCACAAAGUCGGCCCCAUAGUGGUGCCCGAGGAGCUGCAAAUGAAACUGAAGCGAAUGGAACGACUGCAACCACUACCACCAACAACAAUAAUAACAACAAUACCCGUAAAGGACCGAAACCGAAAUGGGUACCGUUAGAAAUUGAGCUGCCAAAAACGAGGGAAAGACGGGCCCGUACUCCUAGGCACCGACGGUAUGACGACUACGAUGAAGGAAGUUGGCAUCAGCAGGAUUCCGCUGGCCAGCAGCAAACGCAAUCGCAAAACACUCAGCAACAACAGCAACCGCAGCAGCAACCGCAACAACCGCAACAACCACAACAACAAUCACAGCAACAGCCACAACAUCAGCAACAACACCGGGGCAACGCUGUCUCGUCGGGUCGCAUAAACAGAGGGCGAAGUUCUCGCGGCGGUGGCCCACCUGCCUAUCGCGGUGGAAGAGGCAGCGGUCGCUUAUCUACCGGGCGUGGUGGUAUCAAUUUCGGCUAUCGGCGCGGAGGUGCUCCCAUACGGCCCGGUGGAAGUAAUCGCCAUAUCAAUGAUAGGAAUGUUGCGGCAUCGGCAGCAGGAGCUGGUGGUGUCGAAAAUGGUGUUGGUGUGAUGCCAACCGGAACCGGAGGGCAGGAUUUCCAAGACUUUGCUGCGAUGAACAGCAAAAUCGGCAGUGACCAAGCAGCGUUCAUCAUGCCUUACCUGAGCACGUUUUAUUACAACGGUGCACCACUGAUAGGAAUGGACCAGCUGAGCAUUAAAGAGUGUAUUAAGAAGCAAAUUGAAUAUUAUUUCAGCGAGGAAAAUUUAAAUCGUGAUUUUUACCUGCGGCGAAAAAUGGACCCGGAAGGAUUCCUUCCGGUGACAUUAAUUGCAUCGUUUCAUCGAGUACAAGCGCUUACCGACGAUAUUGAUAUGAUAAUCGAAGCAAUCAAGGAUUCCGACAAGCUAGAACUGAUCGAAGACUAUAAGGUACGCACGCAGGUUAAUCCUACGAUGUGGCCAAUAGCGAUGGGUAGCGAUUCGAUAGCGACAUUUGUCAAUGGUGCGAUGAGUUUCCGUACUGCUUUGACCGAACAGCAGCAGCUGCAGGAGCAGCACCACACGGCGCAAACGAGAACGAUAUCGGGAGAGCAAAAGUCGUCCGAAGUAAAACCAUCUGCGGAAGAACUGCAACAACAGUCAAUCGCCGUUGCACCGACAUCGGUUUCCGUCGCUGGCGAUAGUGCCGAUGUCGCUGCCGUGCCGCAACUGCAGGUGGCUUCGAAAAUUCUUUCUAGUAUUCCGCCACCUCCGUUACCUAGAAAUAUUCGCAAUCCCGUGAGUAAAACAAGCAAAACGGUACCGCUAUUGAUCCCCUCGGUGAAUGUGGCGCCAAUGGUAAAACCUUGCUCCAUUAAAGAAGUUGCACCGAAGGCGGCGAAUGCGGCAGCUAGUGCACCACCCAACCCAGCACCGUCCACGGAAAGUGGGAAAGUUGCAGAGGAAAACUUAAAUCCCGAUGUGCCGGAGUUCAUUCCAGGCGCACUAAUAGGGGAUAAAUCGCAACGAAGUAAAGCAAUUGAGAAAAAGCAACCAAACCCACCCGUCACCAGUGGUGGAAAGAUGGGCACCGGCCCGACUGCCAGUGGUGACGAGGGUAAAGAUGGUAACAAUGUUGUUGCGGCCGACGAUAAAGCCGUGGCAGCAUCGCAAUCCGAGGAGGAAAACAGUGAACAGCAGCAGCAACCAGAGGCCACGCUGUGGAAGGAGGUAAAGAGAAGAUCUCGAUCGAGUCAAUCUCACACUCAGCAAGCAUCGACUCAGCAGCAACCGCAAAAUCAAUCGGCACCGACAAAAAACAGUAGCGCUACCAGCAGUGUUAGUGGGCCAUUGGCAAACGACAUUGCUGGUAGCAAGAGGGCUGGAUCGGUGGAACAGCUCAUAAAACAAUCUUCGCCGCAAGUUAUGCCUCAUGAAGGUAGCCCAGCGCAAAAGUUGAGUCAGGACAAAGCGAGCAGUGGCGCGCCAAACGCGUUAUCAUCGACAGUAGCGAGCGCGUCCGCCACGGAGGAACGCGAGGAGCUGGACUUUCAGUUUGACGAAGAGUUGGAUAUUCCCCGAAGCUGUGGUGGUCGUGUAAAUCACUUCACCGACAAUUGGUCUGAGGAUGACGAUGAGUCGGAUUACGAGAUACCCGAUAAUGAGAUAAAUAAGCUACUGAUCGUAACGCAGGUUACCCAUCGAUUACCGAAGCACGAUGGCUACGACCGUACGGGAGACUUUACGACCCGUACGAAAAUCACACAGGACCUAGAGCGCAUCAUCAACGAUGGGUUGUACAACUACGAGGAGGAUUUGCUGACGAAUAAAAGUGAUGGUCGGCGCACUGGGGGAUAUCAUAAUUACCGCACGGUAAACCUUAUUACACAGGAGGAAUACGAAAAGCUAGUGACGAAGCCACCGAAGUUGGCAAACCAGGAAACACCGGCACCAUCAUUGACGGUGCCACCAAAUGUGACCGUUGUAUCUCCUCCUCCUCCGACGCCAUCAACAUCGGAGCUGCUGGACGAAUCCGGCAUGCUCGACGACCACUCGUUGCUGGAUGUAAGUGGGCUUAAUGUGAGUAGUGCUUCAACGGCAGCCGGCAACCGUCACAAGGCCCGAUUCUAUGCCGUGAAUAAGGAUGAAUUUGUGGAUCCGAUUACACCACGCAAGCGUAAAACUCGCCAUCUCACCAACCCGCCCGUAGAAAGUCACGUCGGUUGGGUGCUGGAUGCGGUUGAGCAUCGACCACGCACGACCAGCAUUGGCAGCUCGGCCGGUACAAGCCCGACGGCUUCUAGCUACGGCUCACUGCCGCACAGUUUACCAGUCUUUCAGCAUCCGUCCCAUGCGCUGCUGAAGGAAAAUGGCUUCACACAGCAGGUGUACCACAAGUACCACAGCCGAUGCCUGAAAGAGCGCAAGCGAAUGGGUCCCGGCCAGUCGCAGGAGAUGAACACACUGUUCCGGUUCUGGUCGUUCUUUUUGCGUGAGAACUUCAACAAGAACAUGUAUAAUGAGUUCCGGCAACUAGCCAUUGAGGAUGCGGCUGAAGGUUUCCGGUACGGACUAGAGUGUUUGUUUAGAUUUUAUUCGUACGGUUUGGAAAAGAAAUUCCGAACCCAGCUGUACGAAGAUUUCCAGCAGGAAACAGUAUCAGACUACGAGAAUGGUCAGUUAUAUGGACUGGAGAAAUUUUGGGCCUUCCAGAAGUACUAUAAGAACGCUUCCAAGCUCUCGAUAAAUCCUAAACUAAAGGAAUAUCUGGACAAGUUCAAAUCGAUCGAAGAUUUCCGCGUGUUAGAACCGCAGAUUAAUGAAAUGCUUGAAGGUGUUGGUAAUUUGAAACCAUGCCAAGCGAAACGUCGCCCGAGAAGUGUAUCGGAAAGUGAGGGCGUCGCAGUGGUGGUCGGUUCAGCACCGGGGCCGUCUCACGCUGGUGGUGGUGGUCAUCCGUACCAGGCCGGUGGAAGUCGUCGUGGUGGUGGCAGCAGCGGAGCGAGUACGUCGAGUCACAGUAAUACAGGUCACUACGCGAGUCGAAAUCGAUGCGAUUCAACCGGAAAUAAAACGGUGGAGGUGUCGAACAGGCUUCGCACCCGUGCCGGUUCCUUCGGUGAUUCAGCGCAAGUCAUGCGCCGCAGGAGUGGUUCGGCUGGCAAUCGUGUAGUCCGUACGUUUAACAACCCAGGUAGCAGCCAUCGUUCUCUUGCCUUUCUCACUCGUAGCUCGAUGCAACCUUCCACGUCAAGUGGUGCAGGUGGUAGUAACAGUAACGUCAGUAAACAUCAGCAGCAACAACCACAGUAUGCUGCCGGUGCCAACAAAAUGAAACCGUAUAAAUCAGUUCAAAUCAAUUACAACGCGAACAGUGGAAGUAGUGGUGGUGACAAUACUGCAGGACCGUCGGCAGAAUCCGCCAGCAGCAGUAACAGUAAAUCUAAUGACAGCAAUAUUCAUAACUAAAGCUGGGCAGAGAAUUUAAUCGUGGAUUACAAUCGUAAGUCGAUCAGGAAAGUCACGGUGUGUGAAUGUGUCGGUAUUCUCAACACAUGUGCGAGGAGGAUGGUUCUCGUGCACUAUGCUCUAAUGGGAACAGAAUCGUACCACAAUUAGAGGAAGUUGUUGCGAUUUUGCUUUCUCAUCCUUACUCUGCCACAAACCCGUUCGGUUUGUAUGGGGAAUUGUAUGGGUUUUAUUUCCUAUUGUGUGCUUUUUCGAACUAAUCUUCAAAUUAGUUUGCAAUGAGUUCAAACUAAUUACGAUUAUUCUUGGUUACAGUGUUCCCAGCCUUUACACCAUUUUGCGAUUUAAAUGGUCAAUUGAUUAAUGUUCCUAAAAAAAUCAUAACAAACCGUAACGGGAGAAAGUGAAUGAAGCAAAACGAAGGUUGCAAGCAAAUGUGAGCAAUGCGAUAUUCUGCCACGUAGCGAAAAAGCAACCACGACACGACACUACAUAAGCAUCUGCUCGAAGUCAGCACCUACGUGUAAAGUACUUUAUAUUCGCAGUGUAGCUUGCGUUCUGCGUCAUAGUUGGUUUGUAUGGACACGAUGUAGUAAAUCUUCGCAAAGUAGAAAACACCUAGCGGUCAGAUUGACCCUACUGAGGUACGAAGCAGGGAAGAUUCGAGCAUCUGGGUGGCUAUACAGAAGCUUGUAUUAUAUUAUGCAUUACACUAGAGUAAAUGCACUUUUCAAUCAGUGUUUUGCACUAAUCUAACCGUGCAAACCGGUGCAAAAUGGGGGGCAGGGGCGCCUAAAUCCGAACACUAUUACCAGUUGAAGCGUAUGGUAAUCUGUACAGUUGGCCAUCGUCCUUAUUUGUUUAUGGGUUUAUGUAUUUUCAAAUGCGUGCUGCCUAGCACGCAUGCAUCGUGCGUAUGAAAAAAGGGGAAAAAUUAAGUAAAAUUUCAUAACGUAACUCUGUCUCACAAAGCGAUUUUCCAGCAAAAGAAGCGGUUACAUUGUUGUUCUACAUUCUGUGGAACCGGCCACUUGCUUGCUGAUCGAUUUGUUUGAGGCAGUUGUCGGAAACGUCAGUAGAGCUGUGCGCGCUUAGAUGUUUAUGGGUCUUUAAACCGUGCAUAAUCCGCUUUAUUAAUUCGUGUAAGAAUGAAAUGUCGAUUUCCGUACAUAAUGUUACUGGACGUGUAAAACUGUUUUUGUUGCCGAGAGUGAACUAACAGAGCCGUUACUAAUGCAACUAGUGUGAAAAUAUGUCCUGUUUUCGUAUCGGUUUAUGAUAUGGUACAUCGAUUUUGCUAUGUUUUUGUUUUUUUUUCUUCACCCCUUUUGGUUCACACCAUUGUGCCCCAUGCUUAACCCCACAUAUUUGAUUGAUCACUUGUGUUAAGCACUAUUUGCGUACGAUACGAAUAGUUUUCUAUUACUGAUGUAAUUGGUGUUCUUCUUUUCAAGCGGACCUAUCUUUUUGAUAAAAAAAAAAACGUUAAAAGUCCCUUUCCUUUAAUUUACGUUUAUUUCUUUUCUCUGUGGGAUUAUUGAAUUUAAUAUUCGAUGAACGAAGUUACUAGAAGUGUAAGUGGAAUGACUAAGAGAUACAAAAUACACACACACAUCUUCUUAGUACGUAGGCGCAAAGUAAAAUAGGUAAAAAGAAAGAAAAAAAAACAAAAAAAAACUAAAUAAAAGAUGGAAAGCGAAAUUAGCAAAAAAAAAAAAAAUUGUCGAAAACUCGUUGCUAGCUACAAAUAGAUUCGGAUUAUGAACGGUAAAACAAAAAAAAACAAUUGCUGAACCGCAAUUCAUUAAACUUAUAAAUAUAUAUAUAUAAACCAAUAAUUGUAAAUAUUAUACUUUAUAUCAGUCAGUUUACAUAAAAAAUAAUUUGUAAGAUGAUUUUGAAACGUGUUUA